Chelonus insularis is the source of this 891-nucleotide messenger RNA. RefSeq names its product Phosphomevalonate kinase (gene Pmvk). Gene Ontology annotation, biological process: isopentenyl diphosphate biosynthetic process, mevalonate pathway; cholesterol biosynthetic process. The transcript has 3 exons. Gene Ontology annotation, molecular function: phosphomevalonate kinase activity. The record is from RefSeq and is a predicted model, not a curated record. NCBI's taxonomy places the organism in Eukaryota, Metazoa, Arthropoda, Insecta, Hymenoptera, Braconidae. Gene Ontology annotation, cellular component: cytoplasm. The coding region runs from base 138 to 698 and encodes 186 amino acids.
GAAUGCAGUCAUAGGUAAAAUUCCUGCAGUGGUGAACUGUAGAUCAAAAAAACUUAAGAAACAUUCAUUUGGAGUACAACAAUAUACACAGUGUAACGUCGAGCAGAAGACAUCUAAGUCAUUUAAAUAUUUUGAAGAUGCAAAAUCCUAAUUGUAUUUUAUUGUUUAGUGGUAAGAGGAAAUCAGGAAAAGAUUACAUUACAGACAGAUUACAAAACGAACUUGGUGAAGAGAAAAGUGUUAUUAUUAAAUUAUCUGGUCCUAUCAAGAGUCAUUGGGCACAAGCAUGUAAUUUGAACUUGAAUGAAUUAUUGAGCGAUGGAGAGUAUAAAGAAGAAUAUCGUAUACAAAUGGUAAAAUGGGGAGAGAAUAUUAGGAAAAAAGAUUAUGGAUAUUUUUGCAGAGCUGCUAUCAAAAUGUAUAAUGCAACAAAUAAAAGUAUCUGGAUCGUCAGUGAUGCAAGAAGAAAAACAGAUAUUCAAUGGUUUAUGGAAAAUUAUGGUUCACUUUGUCGUACGAUAAGAAUCAUAUGUGACGAUAAAAUUAGAGAACAACGUGGUUGGAUUUUUACACCAGGAGUGGACGAUUCAGAAACAGAAUGUAAUUUGGAUGACGUGGAAAAAUGGGAUCUAGAAAUUAUUAAUGAAGGUCAAAGCAUAAAAAGUAUUAUAGAAAAUGUUUUAAAAAUAAUUGGGUGACUUAUCUGAGUUUGUAUGAAUAUUAAUAACUGAUAGUAUUUUUUCGCACAAUCAUGACAAUAACUUUAUUCCAUUUUUAGUCAAAUUAUGCAAUCACUUCAUUAAUUUACACCGGUAUAUAUUUUUUAUAUAAUACAAAUAUUGAGGAAUUUUUAUUUAAAAAAAUCAUUUGGAAUAUCAAUUGUAAAUCUUU